Molecule: messenger RNA, 2186 nt
Organism: Limanda limanda (common dab)
Lineage: Eukaryota; Metazoa; Chordata; Actinopteri; Pleuronectiformes; Pleuronectidae
Gene: gjb9a
Product: gap junction protein beta 9a
Exons: 4
Coding region: 166-981 (271 amino acids)
Biological process (GO): cell communication
Cellular component (GO): connexin complex
Source: RefSeq, a predicted model, not a curated record
GGAAGGAGAGGAACACUUUACACUACGUUUUCCUUCACUACGUUUAACUCCACUGCCGGGCAUUAAUCUCCUGCUGCUGCUCGGACAUUUGGUUCUGGUGUUUAAGGAGGUUCUCAGCACUGGGGUGCGCUUGUGUCUAUAGCCUGGACCAGUAGAGCAGCAGGGAUGAACUGGUCGGGCCUGGAGAGUCUCCUGAGUGGAGUCAAUAAAUACUCCACUGCAUUUGGGAGGAUCUGGCUGUCCAUGGUGUUUGUGUUCCGCGUGCUGGUGUUUGUGGUCGCAGCGCAGAGGGUUUGGGGGGAUGAGAACAAGGACUUUGUGUGUAACACCCGGCAGCCUGGCUGCACCAAUAUCUGCUACGACCACAUCUUCCCCAUCUCCCACAUCCGUCUGUGGGCUCUGCAGCUGAUCUUUAUCACCUGCCCAUCUUUUAUGGUGAUGGCUCAUGUGAAAUUCCGCGAGGGCAAGGACGCGAAAUAUGAAUCGGUGCACCACGGCUCUCACCUGUACGCCAACCCUGGCAAGAAGAGAGGGGGGCUGUGGUGGACAUAUCUGCUGAGUUUGGUCUUCAAAUCUGGAUUCGACGCAGCAUUCCUUUACAUCUUGUACAGGAUUUAUCAUGGAUAUGACCUGCCCAGGUUAUCCAAGUGUGCCCUGGAGCCAUGUCCCAACACAGUGGAUUGCUUCAUCAGUCGUCCAACAGAGAAAAAGAUCUUCAUGUUGUUCAUGGUUGUAUCCAGCAUACUGUGCAUCUUCAUGUGCAUCUGUGAGAUGGUUUAUCUCAUUGGGAAGCGCAUCAGCAAAUUGUUGAGGAUCCGACACGAGAACCAGAGACUCAUAUUUGCUGAUCAACAUGAGCUCACCGACUUAGCGCCGCCGAGGUCGAUGUAUCGGAAGACAGAUCCGACACUGACUGACAGCCAGCUGAGUUUGAAUAAGCGGGAGAAGGUUAGAAAAGGUACUACAACUACGACAUUGUAGGACACAACCGCCACUAUGCCAUGGAUUUUUUACUAAUGGGUGACCACACAACAAGAACAUGGUUGUACCUGAAGCUAUUAAUCCCAAGGACUAAUAGGGCCCAGUCCUGACCUCUGUGAUUCUGUCAUCCAGCUGAACACAAACCAUAAUUCCCCUUGAGGAGGAUGGCCAAGACUGGCUAAUUGCAUAUUGUAGUACCUAAUUGAAGAAGAGGACUAUUGGUAUCACUAUGAUACUGGGACAACGCUUUGUGCCACAGAUCUGAUCAUCAUAUGGCCGACAACAUGAGGAGACACAUCCAGGAGAAUUACACAACGGAUGGAUUCUCAUGUUGCGUUUUCAGGAAAUUGUAAAUUGAUUAUUGAUUCAUGAGAAAAAAAUGAUAUUGUAAAUUACAGCACUUGGUAUCUUCAACACAGAUAACAGCUUUACCAACAGCCUGACUGAGAAAAGGAAUGUUUAAAUUUCUUCUUCAACAGGGACUAAAAUAUCACCAAGAAUGUAAUGAGCUGAUGCCUCGAAUGACGUGUUGAGUUACCCAAUCUUUCAUGUUUAUAUCUCUCUAUAUCUCUUUAUAUCUAUUUUUGUAUUUCUAAGGGCUUCAUGGCCAACCAGCUGUAUUUGACAAUCAGCUAAUUCCCUAUUGUGUCUGUUAAGGGCUCUUUAUUAUUAGAAUUUAAAAUAUAUGUUGCUGUAAAUUAUUUUAUUUUUGGUUGUUUAAUAUCAGGGGAAAUAAUUAUUGUUGUACAAGCAGGACUUUAGCUAAUGAUAAUGUUAAAGGAGCUAUGUCAGUUGCUACAUAGCCAUUUUUGGCAUUAGGUGAUUACACAGUAGUCCUGCCACCGUUGAGUUUACAUGACAAGAGAUCAACUCUUCUACAAACCAGGCUAGCUGGUUAGCAUGCAUACUUUGUUAACUUUGGCUGCAUAUUUAAUUAUACCCCACAGACUGUUUAGAUGCUGACUCAUUCUUUUGUUCUUUAAUGUAAAGCGACAGUGACUCGAUAGACAAGACAGGUUUUUCAGGGCACAGCUGGCUAGUCAGCAUGGUGACUUCAGUAGAAGUUUGGCUAUGUCGCAAUAGCCACAUUUUCAAACAGUGCCAUUGAGGACAAGGUCAUUUAUUCUUAAAUAUCUGUUUAAAUCCCAGGUACUUCUGUUCUGACUAAGAGUCAACUGGAAUAUCAUAAAAGCUUCUUUGAAAAA